GCGCGUGGGUCGGAAGCGCCGCGGCGGCGGCGGCGGGGAGCGGAAAAUGGCGACGGCCGCGCAGCUCACGGACGAGGAGCUCUUCUCGGAGCUGAGGCGCUUCGGCUUCUCCCCGGGGCCGGUCACCGAGAGCACCCGGCCCGUCUACCUGAAGAAGCUGAAGAAGCUGCGUGAGGAUGAACGGGCCGGGGCCCGCGGCGGCGGCGCCAACAAGACCCGGAACAGCAACAACAAUAACACGGGAGCCGGAGCGGCGCCGGGCGGAGGCGGCGGCCCCGGGCGGGCGGCCCCGGGAGCGCGGCUGGCCGGCGCCGAGCACCCCUUCCUCCCCGGGACUGCCGCCGGAGGCGGCCGGGGCCGCGCCGCAGCCCCCGCCGGGGGCGGCAAAGUGCUGCUGGGCUUCAGCUCGGACGAGUCGGACGCGGAGAGCAGCCCCCGGAGCCAGGCCGGCGGCAGGAGGGAGCGCGCUGCGCCCCUCUUCCGCGGCCUCAGGCCCGCCGCCCCCCACGGCGCCUGCGGCGUGAGCAGCAGCUCCCUCCCGGAGGAGGCGGCCCGGCGGAAGCCCAACGCCUGGUGGGGGGCGGCGGCCAGGAGACCGACGGCGACUCAGGGUCUGAGGGAGCUCGGGGACGGCGAGGAGGAGGACGACGACAAAGAGGAGGAGGAAAAGGAGAGCGAGCAACAGCGGUGGAAGAACCGGACCGUGAACGGGAACCGGCUCCUCUCCUACGGAGGCAGCAGGGACAAGUACUCGGACUCGGAGGAGGAGGAGGCGGCGGGGGCGAGGGCCAAACAGCAGGAGGAGUCUGCAGUUCGCCGGCCCAGACGGAGCCUCAGCAAGUCGCCUGCUCCAUUCAUAACAAGCAAAUGCGCUGCAGCCGGCGCUGGCGUGAUGGAGACGGGCCAAGAAAGGGCUGGCGGAGGCUGCAGUGCUGCUGUGCUCGUAACGAAUGACAGGGCGGCGGGGGCGGCUGCUGCCGGCAGUCUAGACAGGGGCAGAAAUCAGGAGGAGGAGGAGGAGGCGGCGGCGGCGGCGGUGGGGGGAAGAGGAGGAGGAGGAUGUGAAAAUCUGGACUCUAGUCCUCCCAGCCCCAGAUACCGCAUUGGCCUAUCCAAGAAAUCCCCAUCAGUAUUGCUGUUGCCACCACCGCUCACGGACGUGGACAGCGGCAAAAUCACUGACCCUCCAGGCACCAUUAGGAAAGCGACCAAUAAUCAUGUUCUCAGCGGUGCUCCUGGUAGCUGUAAUGUUGAAUCCAGGAUCUAUUCAUCUACUAAUAGCCUUCCCCCGGGUGGAACCACCUCCUCCCUUAGACUCAACCACUCCAAUCAUACGGGUUCAAAUCAUACCUACCUGAAAAACACCUACAAGAAGAAUCUCUCUGAGCCCGAGGAGGAGCUUCUCCAACAAUUCAAAAGAGAGGAGGUAUCCACCACUGGAGGCUUCAGUGCACAUUACCUGUCCAUGUUCCUCUUAACUGCUGCAUGCUUGUUCUUUCUGAUACUGGGAUUCACAUACCUGAGAAUGAGAGGUUCUGGAGUAGCUGAGGAUGUGGGAGCCAACAUCAAGGAUCCCUUUAGUGAAGAACUCAAAAAAAUACAAGAAGACGAAAUAAGUCUCAUGAUGAAGAGCUUGUAUGCACUUCAUGAUAAAUUGGCACAAGUGGCAGGGGAACAUGAAUGUGGCAGCUCUAUUCAAAGAAACCUUACCGUCCAGGAGGCAGCUGCAUAUUUAAAAAAUUUAGAUCCAGAAUAUGAAAGUGUACUUAACACAUCAUUACAAUGGAUCUUGAAUAGUGGGGAAGAUGUUGGCAUAAAGUGUCUCAGCAAUGACCCUAAUGAGAUGGAUGUCACUAACGUGACAGAUGUGAAGUAUCUGGAAUCCACUAGUCCAAAGAUGUCUUUCAGGUGUCGUUUUCGCCGUGCGUUUGUUAAUGUAACUCACAGAUUAUCAAUAUUGCUUUGGGGUAUAGCAAUGGUUUGGGGAGUCUUACACUACAUGAAAUACCGUUGGGCAAAAGAGGAAGAAGAAACAAAGCAGAUGUAUGAUAUGGUGGUGAAAAUCAUAGAUGUUUUAAGAAGCCACAGUGAGGCUUGUUCAGAAAAUAAAGAGUUGCAGCCUUACAUGCCAAUUUUGCAUGUGCGUGAUUCUCUAAUACCACCUCAGGACAGGAGGAAGAUGAAUAAAGUCUGGAACAGAGCAGUUGACUUUCUUGCAGCAAAUGAAUCUAGAGUUCGCACAGAGACACGAAGAGUGGGUGGUGCCGAGUUCUUGGUCUGGAAGUGGAUGCAACCUUCUGCAGCAUGUGACAAAAUUUUAGUGAUACCAUCAAAAGUGUGGCAAGGCCAAGCAUUUCAUCUAGAUAGAAGAAAUUCACCCCCGAACAGCUUGACACCAUGUCUAAAGAUUCGCAAUAUGUUUGAUCCAGUUAUGGAAAUAGGUGAUCACUGGCAUCUAGCAAUUCAAGAAGCGAUCUUGGAGAAGUGCAGUGACAAUGAUGGAAUUGUUCAUAUUGCCGUAGACAAAAAUUCACGUGAGGGCUGUGUGUAUGUCAAGUGUCUCUCCCCGGAGUAUGCUGGAAAGGCUUUCAAGGCAUUACAUGGCUCUUGGUUUGAUGGAAAGCUGGUAACAGUAAAAUACCUGCGACUAGAUCGGUAUCAUCAUCGUUUUCCCCAGGCUCUUACUUGUAACACUCCACUGAAGCCAUCAAACAAACACAUGAACUCUAUGUCACAUCUGCGUCUUCGGACAGGCACAACUAACUCUCAGGGAAGUUCCUGAGAAAACUUUCUACAACUGCUAGGACUGUUACUUGCAACAGGAAAGUUCCUGUUUGGCCGCCGUCUUCCUUUUUUAGUGCUUUUUGUAUGUAAUACUUUAAAGAAUUAAAUAAAAGUUCGAACGUUCCAGAAGUCUUGUUUCCAAAGGGACUUAGCAAUGAGGCAGUAAUACUGAGCUGACAAAAAAGGAAAAACAAGUUGUUUCACAAAGUUUUCUGGGGCUAUAGUAAACCGAUGCAUUUAAGUUUUGCAUGAGGAAUACCGAUUUCAUUAUACAUUUGCAGAUGUGGUGACGUAUUUUUGCACCAAGAAGUGUUUUUGCUAAUACAAAAGCAUGGAGAAAAGAAGACUUCUUGUAUUUCCAUAGUUUCCUGUGAAAUAAUCUUGUGGGUAUUUUGUAACAAGCAACCUACAGUUCCUGAUGGUGAAUAAGUUAAAAGAAAAUUCAGUCAAUAUUAGUUUUUUGUUGCUAUAUAAAAAUCUUUUUCUGCAGCUGGGGUAUGGGGAAAGUGAAAUUGGCAUUAGUGGUUGCAUAUCAAUGUGAGGGAAGAUGAACUGAUUGCGGAUGUACUGGGUUUUGUAUAUAAAUGUAAAUGCUGGUGGUGGCAAAAAGGGUUGUGUUCUGUGAGGAUGUCUGCGUCAAAGCAGCAAAUAAGCUUCCUAUUUUAUUCAAAACCUAUUGUUUUAUAUGGUUUGGCUGUACCAUGACAAGAGGCCAAAUACUUAAAAGUGUUGGAUACAGGUUAAAUAUCUUUUAUAGGUUUUAUAUAAAAUACCUUACUGAUUUUGUGUGAAAGGUCUGAUACCAAUUGUAAUGAAUUCAAAUUUGUGAGCAAUAAAGAAGCAAUUGGCAGAUACUGGAAAAAUAUUUUGUGAAAAGCUGUAUUUAUUAUUACAAGUGUCAGGGCUGUGACAAAAUACCAUUGGAUUAAAUGACAUUCCCAGUAUAUUAUAACAUGUUUUAAUUCUCCAUUUAUGUGUUAAAAUUUAAAAAUUCCUUCCUUGCAACAAUUUUGGCUCAUGCAAACUAGUGCAGCUGACAGUAAAUCUUGUGAUUCCAAGCUUGUAAAUUUACUAAUGUUUACCUAGAAGUACAAAAUUGUUGCUGAGAAGCUUAGUUGCAAAUCUAACAUUAUUGGCUUUACUAAUCCCCACUCCUACAACCAUUUUACCUAGUUAUCCAGCUGAACAUCCUGUAGGAGGUGAGACUGGAAGCACACCAGUCCCACAAAUUUUACUGAAACUCACUUUACUUUGUAGAUAUGAUGGAUCUGCAGCAUGAACUUGCACAAAUAAUGCACGUUUUUCUUACAGUUAAGUAAACAUGAUGCACACUAUUCUGCAACAGGAAAUCCUAUUGUGCCUUACCUUUGUGCUUUUGUGGGCACCAUGUUUAUUAUUGGAGAGUUUGUUAACUGAAAAAUUUUAAAUCCUCGGUUUUAUGUCUCAGAUGCUAAUGAAUGAGUAUAUAUAAUAUAUAAUCAGCCAUGCAGAAUUCUACUUACCAAGGACAAGUACAUAUUUUUGACGGGUAAGUGGAUUGUGCCAGGUCUGGUAGAUUUUUGAUGAGUUUUAUUAUAUACAUAUAUGUAUAUGUAUAAUAUACAUGUAUAUGUAUUAUAUAUAUGUAUAUAAACUAAUUUUGUUGUAUUUGAUGUGCAUCAUAGUAAUUUGUUAACCUGACCUUAGUGACCCCAUCUUGUGACCUGUUGCAAGAGUGAAUGUAAAAAUAGCUGUGGCAUUUUAAAAGGUCGCCUCGAUGCAAAUGCAUCUAUCUUGCUUUUAAGAUAUAUUUCUUGUAAACACUGUACAUUUUAAUUGUAAUAUGUACUAUUAUGCAGCUUAUUUUACCUUAAACUGUUAAGUUGACCGAUAUCCCUUCCUGCAAGACAGGGGAAUAUGUAUAAUAUCUGAACAUUUGAGAAAAAUCAGAUGUUUGUUGUAACUUGUCACCCUAUCCUGUAAAAACAAACAAAAAACCAAACCAGACUCGAAUUAAAGGUUUAUUAGGGGUUUUUA
This is a messenger RNA of Agelaius phoeniceus (red-winged blackbird), 4800 nucleotides long. RefSeq names its product LEM domain containing 3 (gene LEMD3). Gene Ontology annotation, molecular function: chromatin DNA binding. The record is from RefSeq and is a predicted model, not a curated record. NCBI's taxonomy places the organism in Eukaryota, Metazoa, Chordata, Aves, Passeriformes, Icteridae. Gene Ontology annotation, biological process: negative regulation of BMP signaling pathway; nuclear envelope organization.